UUUAAACCGCUUUGUGAGUUGACAUUAAAGAGCAACUUUUUAAUUAAGGUUAUAUUUUGAUUAUUAUUUAUUAAAAGAUAUUAUGAAAUGUGAACUUUUUCUCAUCAUAUAUAUAAAAUGAAUUUACUUAUAAUAUCAACUAUAAGUUGUGUGUUAGAAUAUGUUGUUCCAGCUUUAAUUAAAUACAUUACGUCCCGUUUUUAUACAAUGAAUAAACAAGAUAUAGAAUUACGAAAUGAGUUAAUUAACUUGAAACAGGAAAUGACUGGAAUAUCUAUUGUAGAUGAAUUUUCAAAGUAUGCAAAACUUCAACGUAGAUAUAAUAAAUUAGAAAGUACCUUAAAAGAAAAAGUAAAUGAGCGACUGUCUUCCAGAAAAAAAGUACAAAUGUAUUUGACAUACGGUUUCCGCUUAUUAAAUGGUUUAUUCAUGACAAUUUUACUAUAUCAGCAUAGAAAUAAACCUGUAAUAACUUUACCAAAAGGUACAUUAUGGCCAAUACAAAGUUUAUUAAGUUGGCCAUCUUAUCAAGAAGAUUCAAUCUCUUUGUUUAUGUGGCUAAUAAUUGCUAAAUUAGUUAUAUCUACGUGUAAAAAAAUUGAUGUAACAUAAUAUUAAAAAUUCAGGAAAUUAAAUUGUUUAUACGCAAUAGAAUAAAGGUCUUUCAAUAUG
Molecule: messenger RNA, 672 nt
Organism: Osmia bicornis bicornis
Lineage: Eukaryota; Metazoa; Arthropoda; Insecta; Hymenoptera; Megachilidae
Product: guided entry of tail-anchored proteins factor 1-like
Exons: 4
Coding region: 118-612 (164 amino acids)
Biological process (GO): tail-anchored membrane protein insertion into ER membrane
Source: RefSeq, a predicted model, not a curated record